Messenger RNA from Schistosoma margrebowiei, 2033 nucleotides. NCBI's taxonomy places the organism in Eukaryota, Metazoa, Platyhelminthes, Trematoda, Strigeidida, Schistosomatidae. The record is from the annotation of a GenBank genome assembly.
CUAGCGAAAAUGCGUGGUUAUUAAGGUAGCAAGCAUUUGAAUGAAAGUGAGCAUUGAAAUGAGAAUAGAAUUUUUAAGGAUGUGAAAUACGUUCAAUCUGCUCUCUGUCUCUUUGCCUCUACAAUAAAUUAAAAACAUAGUUAUCUAAACGUCUAAUGAAAUGUUCACUUGAUUCCUGGGAAAAUAUAUUGUGAUUCACUUGGAACGAUCUAGUAUUAAAACCGGAAUAUCAUUUAUUGUGUAACGAUCGAAUACAGUUUUAACACGUUACAUGGAGCAACAUACCUGCCAUUGCCAGAGAAAAUCAUACUUUCGUGCUUAUUAUUAUCAUCACUCAAAGUUGUCAACAAGUGACAGUAUACUUCCCUGAAAUAAAUCAGUUCGUUCCAGAUACAAGAUCAAUAGUAAUACUGAAUCAAAAAUUGAACAUUUUAAUAUCGAGAAAAUCAUUUAAGAGAUUUUGAUAUGACUGCAGGAGAGAUAAAUAGGUUAAACAAACUAGAAAGGAGAAAAUAUUCAACAACUCGUUUUAAGAAACACAGUGGCAAAAGAAAUACAACUAAAAAUCAAUGGAAUACAAAUAAGGUUUUGAGUAAAACAACUCGACAACAGAAGAAUGUUCUGAUAGAUCGACCAGUUGAAACAAAGACAUGUAAUAAACAGAACUUGGGGAAACCUAUUAAAGGUUCUUCAACGUUUAAUAGUUGUUUAUUCUUUUUGUAUUUAACACAGACUAUCCACUUAGAUUCUUGUCAUGUGAACCACAACAGGCAUGUUCAUUGUUUUAAUUCACCGUUUGAAACAUUUGAGAAGAACAAACAUGUGACAAAUGUCGAUAAUGCAAAUCAAUCUUGUCUUUCAAAACGUUAUGAAAUAAGAAAAAAUGAAUGUUCAUUUAAAAAACUUAAAAAUCUAUGGAAACAACAAUUUGAUCAAUUCAUUCUGCCUGUUCCAACAAGACGUAAUACUGGUACAAAUAAAACUACAUAUACAGAAAAAUCUACUAUCACCAAUCAGAAAAAGGAAACCCUUGAAAUGUCUCCUCAAGUGAAGAACCGUUCAAACAAUCAAUCCGAAGAGAUCAGUCAACACUUAAGCCCAUCCAAAUCAUUUAGCUCCUUAUCCUCUUCGAAAUAUGAAGUUAGAAGCUAUCAAGACUAUGGUGAAAAUUUCCUAAAAAACUUUGAAGAUAAGUAUACAUUUAGUGAUUCAUCAAAUUUAACUGGAUCAACGAUUUAUCUAUAUUGUUCAACAUGUAGUCAGAUUUUCUCAUGCAGAAACAUUGAUGAAUUAAAACAACUGAAUUUAAUUAAAUCUAGCUCAUCUUUAUCUUCUUACAACUUGACCUCUGAGGACGAAGAUAUCGAAAGUCAGUUUGUUUUCGACGAAUUAUUUCCAUCAUACUGGGAAUAUAUGAACCCAUCAUAUGAAUGGAUCAAAUCUUCACGUCCUGUUUCUGCACCACCAAUAUUGACUUGUUCAUCAAAGAAAUCAGCAUAACAGAUAAAACAAUAAACUAAUUCUAACCAAUAACCUUCAAUUUUAGUUCAGAUUCUGCUAACUUAUGAAAUGUUUCUAUUUUUAAAACAAGUAGUACUUCACGCAAAUCCAUUUAGUUUUUACUUAAAUUAGUCUAUAAUCCACUAUUUAAAGGAUAAAUUAAGAGAUACAACUAAAAAAAAGUAAUGUUAUUUUGAGUAGUGUACAUGCAAAACUGUACGAUUCACAACUCUAUAAACCAUUAUAUUAUCAAGCAUAAUGAUAGCAGGCGAGACAUUACAUUCUGUGAGAUAUUAUUUUUUCUAAAAUGUCAUUUCACAUGACGUUUGUUUUACAAUAAUACCAAUAAAUUAUAAUAUGAGUUUACAUGAUUUGAGUGAUUAAAGAUAGCAUGUGAUUAUUCAAAGAUGGGUUUUAUGAUAACUUUCAAAUAGGUUGAACAAAGUGUACACAGUUUAGCUGUCUUUUUCGACCAGGAUAUUUCAAGCAAAUUUAGGUCUGAAAAAAACAUGAUUAUUAUACCUACCGUUGAU